CAUCGCUUUAUAACCCUCGGCCUGCUGCUGCUGCUCCACGACAACUCCCACGUCUACACCACCGCCAUGCCCUUCAGCACUAUCAAGCUCAACAACGGGACCGAGAUCCCCGCCAUUGGAUUCGGCACUUGGAAGAUCCCCGUCCCCGUCGCCGUGGGGCAGGUCGACCAGGCCAUCGAGGUGGGCUUUGACCACAUCGACACGGCUCAGACCUAUGGAAACGAGCGCGAGGUCGGCCAGGCUCUCAAGGAGAGCGGUCUGUCCCGCAAGGAUGUCUACAUCACCACCAAGUGGUCGGGCACCGACGGCAAGGGUCCCCGCCAGAGCAUCGAAGAGUCGCUCGAGAAACUCGGCGUCGACCACGUCGACCUGUACCUCAUCCACCACCCGCGUCUGACUGGCGGCGAUAUCCCGGGUAUCUGGAAGCAGUUUGAGCAGUUUGUUAAAGAGGGCAAGACCAAAUCGAUUGGUGUGUCAAACUUCACCGUCGACGACCUCAAGGUGCUCCUCAAGCACGCCAACAUCAAGCCUGUCGUCAACCAGAUCCAGCUUCAGCCCUACGACAUUGGCAUCACCCAGCCCCUCCUCGACUUCCACGCCGAGCAGAACAUUGUGACCGAGGGCUACUCGACCCUCGUGCCCCUCACCUCGCGCCCCGGCGGCCCAGUCGACAAGCCUGUCAACGAGAUCGCCGGCCGGCUCGGCGUCGCGCACGAGCAGGUCCUCCUCGCGUGGUCCAAGGCCAAGGGCGCCGUUAUCCUGUCUACCAGCUCCAAGAAGGACCGCCUUGAGCGGUACCUCGCCGUGGGCGACAUUGAGCUCACCAACGACGACGUCAAGGCCAUUGACGAGGCCGGCAUCAAGGGCGGGCCUGGUCGCACGGGCUACAAGCUGUACCUCCACCGCGCUGUCAAGGCCACCGCCGUCGUCGGCCUGCUCACCUUUGCCGCAUGGCGCUACCUGUAAAUGGAGAGAAAUGCAGAUUGUAGCAGUACAGAUAUGAAGUUCAG
Vanrija pseudolonga is the source of this 1010-nucleotide messenger RNA. Its product is annotated as NADPH-dependent conjugated polyketone reductase C1. The record is from RefSeq and is a predicted model, not a curated record. NCBI's taxonomy places the organism in Eukaryota, Fungi, Basidiomycota, Tremellomycetes, Trichosporonales, Trichosporonaceae. The transcript has 3 exons. Gene Ontology annotation, molecular function: oxidoreductase activity, acting on NAD(P)H as acceptor. The coding region runs from base 67 to 966 and encodes 299 amino acids.